AUGCUUAAUGACGACUCGAAAUAUUUUUCCCUAAGUGGUGAUAUGCCCAUCGGUGGGCCAACCACCUGGCAUGUCACUGAUUGGGAUCAAAGACGAAUAAUUUCAGUUACUAUGGAUGGAGACCGCUAUAGCAGCGAGCUCCCCCUUAGCGUAUAUCGUAUCUAUGUAUCGGAUAAUGGUGAGAUUAUCACGAAGUUUACAGAUGCCAAGGACGACCAGACGUCAUAUGUACACUACCUAAGUCUUCGUGAUGUCGUUCUCCCUGACGGCGUUCGGACUAUACGGCGUGACGAACUUGAGGAACUCGAUAGGCUUGGUCCUGACACUGACCUCAUCGCAUAUCCCCCCUGUGCAAACGAAUCUGCUAAAAAGGUUGUGUUUAAAUAUUAUUUCCUAUGGCAAUACGCACCAAUGUUUUGGAAGGAGAUGAACUUAUGGAUGCGCUUACCCCGCCACCCAAACAUAGCCCCUUUCGAUAGCGUCGUCAUUGACGAGCUUGAGGGUCGCAUAAUUGGGUUUGUCGUCGAUUAUAUUCCAGGAGGAAAUCUAGAGGAGAAUACAUCGCGCGUUUUCAAGUUAGAUUGGCUCCGUCAGCUCAUACGGGCGGUAGACGACUUAAACCUUCGAUAUGGCAUCUCUCACCAAGACAUCGCUCCGCGAAACCUUCUUGUCGAUGAGUCAACCGAUUCUAUCAUGCUCUGUGACUUUAAUUACGCCGCUCGUAUGAAGCGUCCUACGCAGGAUGAGAGCGAAUCAUAUAUUAAGGAGCGGAACGAUGUUAAAGGUGUCGUAUUUACUGCUUAUGAGAUCAUCACGCGAGAUGAUAGUCUUCGUAUGAAGCCCCACGAAGAGCAGAUUCUUGAGAGUGUCGAGCAAAUCAAGUGGGAGAAGCAUCCGGCAGUAAAGUUAGACUACCCGGUCGAAGCGUAUCGGGAAGUACUUCGAGAAUGGCAGAAGAAGAGGAAGGCGGCGGACUUGACUAAUGGUGAUACUUCGAAGUGGAUUCAUUGGCCUCCUAGGCCUAAACCACCAAAGAAAACUAUUCAGACAACAGAUAUGCUUGGGAAUCCAACCUCAUUUACUAUUGAUGAGUGGUCUGAGAGGCGACAGGAUGUAUUGGCUAGGGGAGGAAAGGUCUUAAAUUGGGAACGGCCGCCGCAGCAGAGACUUUUGGAUGAAGGAAUUCGAGUGCUGGCUACUGGCGAAAUAAUCAAUUGUUGAAUCCACAAAAGAAUGGUAGGAUUGUAAUAAUAUUCGUGUCGAGAUUUAUAUUCUAUGAGCAUUAUGCUUUUAUCUUUAUACCACUGCUCCACCCCAGUGUAUUCCGAUUGUUUCUUUAGAGCCUCUCUUAUUCUAGAAUUUUAUAGUGAGUAAAAAUGAUAUAAUAAAUGUACUAGGAAGGGGGUAUCAUGACAUGCAUGUAUGGACCAAUCUCUAAAAAACACCAAACAAAAUAGAAAGCACCAAAGGAGAGUGAAGCGAGAA
Molecule: messenger RNA, 1485 nt
Organism: Hypoxylon trugodes
Lineage: Eukaryota; Fungi; Ascomycota; Sordariomycetes; Xylariales; Hypoxylaceae
Product: kinase-like domain-containing protein
Exons: 3
Coding region: 1-1221 (406 amino acids)
Biological process (GO): protein phosphorylation
Molecular function (GO): protein kinase activity; ATP binding
Source: RefSeq, a predicted model, not a curated record